CUCAGCCGACCAGUGGCGCUUUGCUGAGUCAAUCGUACAGACAAGAUGCAGACGCAGCCGAUCGGUAAGGAGGCUGGCAGGCAGGGAAGGCAGCAAGAUGGAUGGAUAGAUGGCUUUGCUUGACUCAGAUGGUGACUUUUACGGCGAUUUCGAUGAUGACGACCGGGCGUCGGAAUUCUUCGGGCAAGAGGUGAGAUGACCAACCACACAUUCGCGUGAUUUACUCCUGCUCGCUCAUCCACUUGUCCGUAUCUGCGUGUGUGUGUCAAUCCACCAGGUCGGUCAUCUUGUGUUGGAGGACACUGCUGCUCCCGACCCGCCUCGCUUCGCCAUACGCAAGGGCGCCAACGACAUCGGACGACGGCAUCAGGAGGGGGUCAGCCAACACUGACUCUGCGCGCAACUGCCUGUGCGUGACUGACGUCUGUUCGUAGUUGUUCCCUGUGGAUGGCCACCGUGUGGACCUGCUCGUGGAGGGCGACAGCAGUCUCACCAUCUCGAGGAAGCAUGCAAUCAUACGUGAGUCAGCGAAGGGAGACCAUCCAGGGAUGCAUCCAUCCACGAGCGUGUACGUGUUUCUGUGCCCUUGGAUGUUGAGCGUGACAGCAUCGAGACCUGGGACGCCGGCAGCGGCAAUGGCACAUGGUAGGCCUGCCUGUAACACUCGCAGCCCGCAACGCAACGACCGUCUCUUGUGUUUUGUGCAUUGUGAUGUGCGGGUCUGCACGUGUUCAGCUUUGCGAACAGAGAUAACAGAGAGAAGCCACUGAAGCUGGGCGUGCGAUACGAUCUGUCCGACGGCUGCAUCAUUCGAUUUGGAUGUGAGCGGGCGGACACUCCUCACCCCCCUCACUUACAUCACGGAUAACAACGUCGCUCUUCAUGAUUGUGCUCUUCCCUAUCGCUGGCAGCCGUCCGCUUUCGCUUCGUCAUGGUCCCAGCAUUCAAGCAGUGGCUGGACAGUCGGCUGAUGCCCUCCCCGCCACCCAUGCCGCACCCACCCCCUCCUCCCGCCGCCAGUGGGGCUGUGUUCGAAUUGGUGAGGCAACUCAAUCGGGCAAGUGGAGAGGGGGCGGGGUAGGGCAGAAGACAACGCAUUUUUCGGUCUUUCCAUCAGGAGCGUUUGAGGGCAGAGGAUGCCUGUUCAACUGUUGCCCAGCUCACCGAGACCAUUCGGUGCGAAAAGGUCGACUCCACUCAUUCAUCAUCGCCUCUCAUCCCCUUAUGUGCAGGGUGAAGGACAGCGAGCUGCAGCGCCACGUGGCCGACAAGAAGGCCAACGCUGCCCUCCUCACCGUCAAGGACAACACCAUCACAUCGCUCAAGCAGGACAACGCCGCACACCGCACCCGCAUCGUCAAACUCGAGCAGCAGAUCGCCACACUCGAGAGGGAGCGCCUCACCGACGAACGGCUGCGUCAGUGUGGGUCUGCAGCUGAGAUUGAGUGCCUAAUGGGACGGGCGGAUGAGGAGAUGGGGCGGCUGGCGGGCUUCAAGCGGCGUGCUGAGGCGCUGCACGACGAGAAGAGGAGGGAAGAGGAAGAGAGCGACCGCAUGUGUCUCGCCUGCAAGGGGAGGGAGAAGACCGUCACACUGCCGUGUGGUCAGUCAGCAAGAGAGACAGUAUGAUGACGUUGACCGACAUGUGUGUGGACAUGCGUGUGUGCAGGGCAUGUGUGCUAUUGCAGGGAGUGCUACCGGCGCAUCCUCUUAGGCCCACCCGAGAGGCCAGCUGACGGCGAUGGCAACGGCGAUGAUGAAGAUGAGGAGAUGGCCGAGGAGCCGGUGCCACCCAGGUGUUUCUGCAAAACACCAUUCUAGUGAGUGCCGGCCAUCCAUGUGUUCAUGGAGAGAAGAUGCUAUCAUCAAGGGCGGUCGAUGUGGUGUGAUUUGUGUGCAGUGACGUGCUCCCUACGUUUAGCAAUGAUGGCGAUUACGUCCUCACGCGACCGCCUCCACGGUAAGGGCAUAAACUGUCUGUCUGUCACACAGGCAUAUGCACUAGACAUGUGCGACGUGAGUACCAUCCUCUCUCUCUCUCUCACUGUCACGUUGUUCUACUGCCGCAGAGGGGUGCGUACUGCCUACAUGAGGGUGAGGAUCAAGGAGUCACCCACAGGCCGGCAGGUCCCUCUGUGGGUGCGACGAGAAUCCCUCGUGCUUCACGUCAAGGCGGCUUUGUACCACGACAUCUCCAAAAUACACCUGAUCUUUGGCGGCAAGUACGUAAGGCCUUCACGCAGGCAGGCAGGCAGGGAGGGAGUGUGUGUGUGUGCGUGACUGAUGUGCAUCCCCCCUGCAGGACGAUUUCGGACGAGUUAUUGUUGGCGGAGUACGGCGUACUGGGGGGCAGCACCAUCCACAUGAUCGUCACCAGAUGGUGAGGGAGGGGCUGCUAGCUAGCUGAGAGGGAGGAAUGAAGGAUGGGGCGCAGUGCAUGCCAAGCACGGCUAGACCGUCAAUGGGUGUGUGUACACAGAUAUACAGACUGCCUGGAUGCCUGCCAUCGCACUGACUCGCUCCAUGGCCGUGCUGCAUUGCAUGCGCGUCUCCUUUUGACUCGAUGCAUGUCGCUGUGCGGUGCGUGUCCAUACAGACAGACGUGAACGGCAGUGCAUCGCCCGC
Molecule: messenger RNA, 2625 nt
Organism: Vitrella brassicaformis
Lineage: Eukaryota; Vitrellaceae
Source: the annotation of a GenBank genome assembly